Messenger RNA from Melopsittacus undulatus (budgerigar), 1165 nucleotides. RefSeq names its product G protein-coupled receptor 132 (gene GPR132). Gene Ontology annotation, biological process: G1/S transition of mitotic cell cycle; G protein-coupled receptor signaling pathway; negative regulation of G2/M transition of mitotic cell cycle. NCBI's taxonomy places the organism in Eukaryota, Metazoa, Chordata, Aves, Psittaciformes, Psittaculidae. The record is from RefSeq and is a predicted model, not a curated record. Gene Ontology annotation, molecular function: G protein-coupled receptor activity. The transcript has 2 exons. The coding region runs from base 71 to 1165 and encodes 364 amino acids. Gene Ontology annotation, cellular component: membrane.
ACCCACUAUUCAGGUGAAAUCUGAUGGUCUGCAAUUGCCAAGCCAGGAAACACCAGCUGGAAAAAGAAUAAUGGAAAAUUGCACAGACACAAAUAACAGCUCCAUUUGCACAGGAAUUCCCUACAAAGACAGCAAGACACUUCUGGUUGCUGUUUACAGCAUUGUUUUUGCCAUAGGCCUUCCAGCAAAUUGCUUAACUUCCCUGCUUACGUUCAUACAAAUCCAAAGGAAUAAAGUAAUUGCCAUCUACAUUUUCAGUUUAUCAUUGUGUGAGCUGACGUAUUUAAGUACCUUGCCUCUCUGGAUUCUCUACGUGCAAAAUGAUCACCAGUGGACUAUGAGUGAAAAAGCUUGCAGAGUAACAGGAUUCAUCUUUUUCUGCAACAUAUACAUCAGCAUUCUGCUUUUGUGCUCCAUUUCUGUGGAUCGUUAUGUGGCACUGGUGUAUGCUCUGGAAUCAAGGGGAAGAAGAGGACAGAAAAAGGCAAUCAUAAUAGUGUUUUUUCUCUUUGCUGUGGUUGCAAUAAUCUAUGUUCCAGUAUUUUACAUGGAAGAUAAUCCAGGUAGUAAGACCUGCUUUGAGACUUUGCCCCUUGACAUAAAAUUGGCUUCUUUCAGCUUUGCUAGAUUCUUAUUCGGAUUUGCCAUACCUUUUACAAUCCUCAUUUUCACAAACUAUAAAAUUUUCCAAAGUACUAAAACAAGCAGCAGCUUGACUUGUCGUCAAAAAGCCAAAGUGAAAUAUCUGGCUAUUGCCAUCAUUAUCAUUUUCCUGAUGUGCUUUGCUCCCUACCAUGUGGUACUCAUAAUAAGAUCCAUAUACUUCAUGUUUCAUCAAAAUUGCUCAUGUCCAUUUGAAGAAGACAUUUAUUCAGUUUUUACAGUGUUUCUGUGUUUAGCCACUGCAAACAGCAUUGCUGAUCCAAUCAUCUAUGUUCUGGUUAGUGAAAAUGUCAGAAAAGACUUUUAUAGGAGUCUGAGAAGAUGGAGAUUGAACUCAUCCAGGCUAAAUUCAUCCAUUAAUCACAAGAGUGACAGCAUAAAAUGGAAAAUGUCAAAAGAAUCACAGGAAGGAGGGCUAAGAGAAGAAAACAAAGAAAUAACAGAUUCAUCUGACAUUCAGAAAACCUGUAAUAGCGGCAAAGACCAAGAAGGUGGAAGCUAG